Molecule: messenger RNA, 675 nt
Organism: Anisakis simplex (herring worm)
Lineage: Eukaryota; Metazoa; Nematoda; Chromadorea; Rhabditida; Anisakidae
Source: the annotation of a GenBank genome assembly
GUUGAUUUUCGGAAUUUCGUCAGCACUAUGAAUUGGUCUGCGAUUCAGUGCACACACCAUCUGCUAACUAAAAAUUCUUUAGAGACACAAACUAUCCGAAUAAGACGUCCAAUGAACGCUUUCAUGGUUUGGGCACGUAUGAUGCGAAAACAGAUAGCGACUGAAAAUCCGGGAAUGCACAACGCGGAUCUCAGCAAGAUUUUAGGUCUUGAAACACUUUCAAUUCACUAUAAUGUUAGUGAGCCUCAAGCAGGCAACGUUUUGGCUGUUGACUGCUUUGCAUCAGUAACGGUGAACGUGUUUGAAGGUAAACAGUGGAAGGGAAUGUCGCAUGUGCAAAAGCAACCGUACGUGCAAGAAGCGGAAUCGAUCCGAGUGAAACAUCUAAGCGCUCAUCCCAACUACAAGUACCGACCGAAACGCAAACCCUCCACUCGCCAGUAUCGUCAGCUCCCACUUAUCUUCGCUCCAUUUCUUUCUGACUUCACAAUUCAUUUUCGGCCGAAAUCAACUCUUGUCUUCGCCAGAUGGCAGCGUAAUAAACCGAAAUCAGUGAAUGUUUCGAACAGCUUCAUCAAUUCGUAUUUGCCUUGUCAAGAAUUUUGGUCGAUCGAUACCGAAGAACUGAGCAGAUAUUUGGAACCGUCAGCAAAUCUAACCACUGAUCAGCUGUAG